Molecule: messenger RNA, 723 nt
Organism: Maudiozyma saulgeensis
Lineage: Eukaryota; Fungi; Ascomycota; Saccharomycetes; Saccharomycetales; Saccharomycetaceae
Source: the annotation of a GenBank genome assembly
AUGUUAAUUAUUGGUUUAACUGGGGGAAUUGCUUGUGGUAAGAGUACGGUUUCGAGAAGAUUAAAAGAUAAGUACAAGAUUCCAAUUGUCGAUGCUGACCAAAUCGCAAGAGAUGUUGUAGAACCUGGUACUAAAGUUUAUCAAGGUAUUGUAAACCAUUUUAAGGAUAAGAUUCCUGGGUUACUAUUGGAUGAUGGUCAUUUGAAUAGGCAAAUGUUAGGUAAAUAUGUUUUCAGUCAUCCUGAAGACUUGAAGGCUCUUAAUGAUUUGACGCAUCCAGCCAUCAGGUACACUAUGCUAAGAGAAGUAUUGGGCUAUUAUGUACGUGGUUAUAGCAUGUGUGUAUUGGAUGUUCCAUUAUUGUUUGAAGGUGGAUUAGACGCAUUUUGUGGAGUCACUAUAAGUGUAGUCUGUGAAAACGAGACACAAUUGGAAAGAUUACAAGUUAGAGAUAUUACGUUGAGUAUAGAAGAUGCUCGGAAUAGAAUUAAAUCCCAAAUACCUAUGGAAAAAAGAAUGGACGUAAGUGAUUAUGUUUUAGAAAAUGAUAAAUCUGUUGUUGAUUUGUAUCAAGAGAUUGAUAAGUUAAUGAAAAAGAUAAAGCCAACGUCUUUGAGGACGAUAUUAGAGUACUUCCCACCAUUUGGAGUAGUGAGUGCAGGCGCUAUAGUUGCUGCCAAAUAUAUAAAUGGUAAACCAAGAUAUGUGAAGAAGAUAACUUGA